Molecule: messenger RNA, 951 nt
Organism: Stegodyphus dumicola
Lineage: Eukaryota; Metazoa; Arthropoda; Arachnida; Araneae; Eresidae
Source: RefSeq, a predicted model, not a curated record
AUGACUGAUUUCAACAUACGACACAUUGACCAAAGUGCACUAAAAAUAGUUCAGAUUAACCUGCAAAGAGCUAGAGCAGCAACGGCGCAAGUCAUUCAGUACGCCAUGGAAACGGAAACAGACUUCAUCUUAGCCCAGGAACCUUACCUUUACGACAACAGAGUGUCCGAUUUUCCUCUCUCGUGGACUGUAUUUCAGGGCAAUACUGCCGAAGGCCCGCGAACGGCAAUAAUAUGCUGCCAACAGAAAUGGUCUCCCACCAUCGUUCUAGCCUCACGCGAUGUAAUAACUAUAGCUGUAGAGACAUUAAACAUCAAUGUGCUUAUCACGGAUGUUUACCUUUCACCAUCUGAAGACAUGACACACUCCUUGGAACUAAUUCAGAGAACUCUUGUACAAUAUCCCAGUGCGUCACAUCUGCUUGCAGGUGACUUUAAUGCGCACUCGAAAGUUUGGAACUACCCAAGCACAGACGCAAGAGGGAGAACCAUAGAAGAUUUCGUGGCCAGCAAUGAUUUAACUUUGCACAACACUGAAGACAGUCCUCCAACGUAUGAAACGGUUCAUGGUAGGGGUUGGCCUGAUCUAACCUUGACCUCAGCUUCAUUGGCCCCAUUUAUCCAACAAUGGACGGUGCAAGACUUACCAUCCAACUCUGAUCAUUUGUAUAUUACUUACAAUAUUUGCCAUCCACAUACGAGAAUGACCCUCAAGCGCUAUAAGCUUACAAAGCGAAAGACUGCACAAUUCAUAAACAAAGUUCGUUUUUCCCUUAGAAGCGCAGAGGAAGAUCUCACAGCAUGCACUACAUCCCAGGACCUGGAGUCGUUCACCAGCUCUCUGAUCUCCACAAUACAGGACAUCUGCAACAGUACUUUUUCCCUGAAGACACGGAAAAACGCUGCAUAUGCCGAACUGGUGGACGAAAGAUCUCCGAGCGCAGCGCAGUAA